AUGUUUCUGGUCGCCCUAACCGGUGGCAUUGCGUCUGGAAAGAGCACCGUAACGAAGAUAUUUCGGGACAACGGUGUUCCGGUCAUCGAUGCCGAUGCAAUCGCACGCCAAGUCGUUGAGCCGGGUCGACCAGCAUGGCAUAAAAUUAAAGCUACGUUUGGUGAAGAAAUCUUUCACGCUAGUACCGGUGAGCUAAACCGGGAAGCACUGGGACGCAUUAUAUUCGAUGACGUUGAGAAACGUAAAUUAUUGAACGAAAUUACGCAUCCCGAAAUUCAUCGAACCAUCUACAAGGAGGUGAUCAAGUGUUUCUUUCUAGGACACAGUUUUGUUGUACUCGAUCUUCCGCUCUUGUUCGAAAUUCGAGUAAUGCUUAACUACAUACAUAAAAUCAUAACCGUCACAUGCGAGGAAGAUAUCCAAGUCACUAGGCUGAUGGAUCGCAGCCAAUAUUCAGAGGCAGAGGCAAAGAAGCGAAUCAAAGCGCAGAUGUCACUAGAGUUAAAGUGCGAGCAAUCACAUUUUGUCAUCGAAAAUUCAGGAACCCUUAAAGAUACAGAAGAGCAAACGCUAAAAAUCCUGACUAUUUUACAAGACAGUAACCAGCACUGGAAAAUACGUGGCGUUCUGUUUGCUACGGCGGCCUUGCUCGUUUCUAGCAUCGCUUGGUUGCUGAACUACAAGUACAAGUGGUUCAACUCAAACUAA
Messenger RNA from Anopheles marshallii, 708 nucleotides. RefSeq names its product dephospho-CoA kinase domain-containing protein (gene Dpck). The coding region runs from base 1 to 708 and encodes 235 amino acids. Gene Ontology annotation, molecular function: ATP binding; dephospho-CoA kinase activity. Gene Ontology annotation, biological process: coenzyme A biosynthetic process. The transcript has 4 exons. Lineage: Eukaryota; Metazoa; Arthropoda; Insecta; Diptera; Culicidae. The record is from RefSeq and is a predicted model, not a curated record.